Messenger RNA from Penicillium soppii, 1485 nucleotides. RefSeq names its product RNA-directed DNA polymerase. The transcript has a single exon. Lineage: Eukaryota; Fungi; Ascomycota; Eurotiomycetes; Eurotiales; Aspergillaceae. The record is from RefSeq and is a predicted model, not a curated record. Bases 1 to 1485 code for a protein of 494 amino acids.
AUGAUCAAAUGUGCGGUCCACGGAACGGGGCACGGCUCAGAUCAUGUUACCAUUGAGACCAUUUUUGAUGUGCCUUGGACAGCUCCAACGCAGACAGACAGACUGCUGCUCAAGAAUGCACCGUGGAAAGAGAUCAAUGCCAGAAUCGCGAGCACGCUAACUGCCACUCCGGUGGAAGGUUCCGUGCAGCAGAAGACCGAUCGGCUGAUGUGCGCGGUGUCGGAAGCGGUUCGUGCGUUGACGCCGAAGGCCAAACCGUCACCGCACGCAAAGCGGUGGUGGACGGCGGACCUGACACAACUUCGUCAGAUAUACACACAUUGGAGAAACCACGCCCGCUCGGAACGACGAGCAGGACGAAAGGUGCCACAGCUGGAGGACAUGGCUGCAAGCGCGGCGAAACAAUAUCAUGACGCGAUUCGGAAACAAAAGAAGAAACACUGGAAUGAGUUUCUGGCCGACAACGACAACAUUUGGAAAGCUGCCAAGUAUCUCAAAUCUGGGGAAGAUGCAGCCUUCGGGAAGGUACCACAGCUCGUCAAAGCAGAUGGAACGGUUACCACCGAUCAUGGGGAGCAGGCGGAAGAACUACUGACUCAAUUCUUCCCGCCGCUGCCGGACAGCAUUGAUGAUGAGGGGAUUAGACCACAAAGAGCGCCAGUGGAUAUGCCGGCCAUCACCAUGGAAGAGGUAGAACGGCAGUUGCUUGCAACGAAGUCCUGGAAGGCACCAGGCGAGGAUGGCCUGCCGGCAAUAGUGUGGAAGAUGACCUGGCCCACGGUCAAACACCGGGUUCUCGAUCUCUUCCAGGCGUCACUGGAAGAAGGCACGCUGCCGAAACAGUGGCGACACGCCAAGAUCAUCCCGCUGAGAAAACCGAACAAGGAAGACUACACCAUUGCCAAGGCAUGGCGGCCGAUCUCACUGCUCGCCACAUUAGGCAAGAUCCUGGAAUCGGUGGUGGCAGAGAGAAUCUCCCACGCGGUAGAGACCCACGGCCUGCUCCCGACCAGCCACUUCGGAGCCCGAAAGCAGCGGUCCGCGGAGCAAGCACUCCUACUCCUGCAGGAGCAAAUCUACGCAGCGUGGCGAGGAAGACGGGUGCUGAGCCUGAUCAGCUUCGAUGUCAAGGGGGCCUACAAUGGGGUCUGUAAGGAACGACUGGUCCAGAGGAUGAAAGCGCGAGGUAUACCGGAGGUUCUGCUUCGGUGGGUUGAGGCGUUCUGCUCGGGACGAACGGCGGCCAUCCAGAUCAAUGGACAACUGUCGGAGGCUCAGGACCUGCCACAGCCUGGACUGCCUCAGGGCUCGCCCCUGUCUCCAAUCCUAUUUCUCUUCUUCAACGCCGACCUCGUGCAGAGGCAGAUCGACAGCCAGGGAGGAGCAAUUACCUUCGUGGAUGACUUUACCGCGUGGGUGACCGGGCUAACCGUACACAGUAACCGAGAGGGCAUCACAAGCAUCAUUAACGAAGCGCUCGACUAG